Molecule: messenger RNA, 1217 nt
Organism: Populus trichocarpa (black cottonwood)
Lineage: Eukaryota; Viridiplantae; Streptophyta; Magnoliopsida; Malpighiales; Salicaceae
Product: protein SODIUM POTASSIUM ROOT DEFECTIVE 2
Exons: 3
Coding region: 104-952 (282 amino acids)
Molecular function (GO): metal ion binding
Source: RefSeq, a predicted model, not a curated record
AUUAAGAAGAUUUUUGUAUUAAUCUCUUUCUUCCGUGCUUUUAAACCAACAAUUAUAACUCCUAGCAUUGACUCCUUACAUAGCCUUCGCUUGGUCCAAGAACAUGAAAAUGAUGGAUCUGUUCUGUGCUUCUCCAGCUUCCACAGCCAUUUGCUCAAGCCUAGACCAUCGUUCCAUAGUGCGCCAUGGAACUAGACCUCUUGAUAGGAAGAGUUCUAAAUCUGAUUAUACACCAGCUUGUUCAUCUGAGUUGCCCCCUAGCCCCUGCAGUCCUUAUAGCAGGAAAAGUUCUGCUAAGCAAAGAGAUUUAUAUAGGAAAAGCUCCGCUGAAGAUAGUAGAUCGGUGAUCAGUUCUGUUAAGCAGAGUUAUUUACGUAGAAAAAGCUCUGCUGAUAUAAGUGAUCUGCAAAGUCGCCCUGUACCAGGUUCCUCCUCCAGGCACCUUCUUGUAAGCGAUACAGCUCCUUAUAUCGAUUGGAUUUCGGAGUCUGGUCAUCAUGAAGUCCCUGCAAUGGCUCCUAGCACUCAGCAUGCAAACCCGAGGCUUACAAAUAGCUUGAUUGAUUUUCCUGCACGGAGAUCUUCUUCUUUGGUUUGCUCUCGUGACUGGAUUUCAGAGGCUGACAACGUGUCUGACACUGGAAAUAAACCCAGUACUCAUAUGAGCUCAAAUGAUUCUCCUGCUUUAAGAUCUUCUUCCUCAACAUGCUCCCGUCAUCAGGUUGUGGUUUUGAGGGUUUCUAUUCAUUGCAAAGGAUGCGAAGGAAAAGUGAGGAAACAUAUCUCCAAAAUGGAAGGAGUUACAUCCUUCAGCAUAGAUUUUGCGACAAAGAAAGUUACGAUCAUAGGGGAUGUGACCCCUUUAGGCGUCCUUGCAAGCGUCUCCAAAGUGAAGAAUGCACAGCUGUGGCCAUCUGCAACAACAUCGCCUUCGCCAUCCCCACUCCCUUGAUGGUCAACCUGAGCUGUUGAUUCAUGCAUUCUGCCUCAUAAUUUCUUUUUAAUUGUUUUUACUAAUGCAUGAAUAGUGUGAAAUACUAGCAUGCAGGCUGUGUGGAAUUAAUAAUAGCUGUUUAAUCACGCUAAUCAAGAAGCUAGUGUGCCAUACAUACCAUAUGAAAAUGUGAGCUCUGUUUCAUGAGAUCGGUUGCAUCAUCAUGAGUAAUCUUACGUUGUUGUUUAAAAGUAAUUAGCUAAUGUGCAUCAUAAUUAAUUUC